AUGUCUUCGCAGCCUGCCCAUCCCACUCUGCUCAUCCCGGGCCCUAUCGAGUUCGACGAUGCUGUCCUUCAGUCCAUGAGCCACUACAGCGAGAGCCACGUUGGCCCUGCGUUCGUUGCGACCUUUGGUGAGACCCUCACACAGCUGCGUCAGCUCUUCCAGUCGACCGAUGCCUCUGCACAACCCUACAUCAUCUCCGGCUCCGGCACCUUGGGCUGGGAUCUCGUGGCAGCCAACUUGGUCGAGGCCGGUGAGAGCGCGCUCGUGCUCAGCACUGGAUACUUUGGCGAUGCUUUCGCAGAUUGCCUGACUACCUACGGCGCCGACGUGACGAAACUCGACGGACCUGUCGGUGGACGCCCCCAGCUACCCGAGAUCGAGAAGGCUCUGUCGCAAAAGAAAUACAAAAUCCUCACAGUCACGCACGUGGAUACUUCGACGGGUGUUCUGAGCGAGCUCAAGGACCUCACCGCCACCGUGAAAAGGGUGUCGCCCGAGACCCUGGUCAUUGUGGACGGCGUAUGCAGCGUCGCAUGCGAAGAGAUCGCGUUCGACGAAUGGGGCCUGGAUGGUGUCGUCACAGCCAGCCAGAAGGCCAUCGGAUGUCCCGCUGGUCUGUCGAUAUCAUUCUUCAGUGGCAGGGCGAUGCAGGCCUUUGAGAAGAGGAAGACCCCCCCGGCAUCCUACUUUGCGUCGAUGAAGAACUGGACACCCAUCAUGAAGAACUACGAGGCCAAGAAGCCCUCGUACUUUGCGACGCCUUCGCCACAGCUCGUCCACGCGCUCAACACGGCUCUGAAGCAGAUUCUCGCCAAGCCCUUGUCCGAGCGGUUCGCGCGCCACGCCGAGGUGUCAGACAAGGUCAAGAAGGCAGUCCAGGAUCUCGGCCUCGAGGUUGUGGCAACGAAGCCUGAGGACCAGGCACAUGCCAUGACGGCCAUAUAUCUACCCGAGAACGUUAAGAUUCCUGACAUUCUGCCCAAGCUUGCUGGGAAGGGCGUCGUUUUCGCGGGUGGCAUUCACAAGGCUAUUGCCACCAAGUAUAUCCGUUUCGGACACAUGGGUGUGAGCGUGACAGACCCCAAACGCAAGGACAUUGACCACGCGCUUGAAGCGCUGAAGUCCGGUCUGUCGGAGUGUGGCUACCAGAAAGCAUAG
Molecule: messenger RNA, 1158 nt
Organism: Emericellopsis atlantica
Lineage: Eukaryota; Fungi; Ascomycota; Sordariomycetes; Hypocreales; Bionectriaceae
Product: pyridoxal phosphate-dependent transferase
Exons: 2
Coding region: 1-1158 (385 amino acids)
Cellular component (GO): peroxisome
Molecular function (GO): L-serine:pyruvate transaminase activity; L-alanine:glyoxylate transaminase activity
Source: RefSeq, a predicted model, not a curated record